AUGCAGUCGAUGGCGUGUCAACAGCGCCACGGCUGGCGUCGCCUCGUAGGAUCAUGCAACCCCCUACGCCAUUCUGGACGGCCAAUGCUCUGCAUGCAAAGUGGAUCUCCAAGCCGGUUUCAAGGACUUCUCAAGUUUUCAACCUCUGCGGACAAGAAAAGCGACAAGCGCAAUGGGAACGAUCACGACGACGACAAGAGCAUGAUGGAGAAAGUCAAGGAGACGGUCCACGCCAGCGUGGACAAAUCCUACGAGCAAUUGCAAAAGCUCAAAAGUGGGUUGGAGUCCAUUGACGAAAAGUUGCUCGGGGACGACGGCGUGGUGGACAAGGCCAAGGAAAAGCUUCACGCCGGCAUUGACAAAUCCCACGAACAGUUCGACAAGCUCAAGAAGGACCUCGAGAGCCAAAACGACAAAGUGCGUGCCAUGGCGUCCAAGUACUUUGACUCUGUGAAGGACAAUGCAACGAAUGUCCAGGACAUGCUGAAGGACUACGGGGACAACACCACGGAGAUGGGCAUGGAUUACUACGAGCGCGUGCGAGACUCGCUGGACAAGUGGAACGAGAGCUUGCUGGAUCUGGAGACGAAAGCCAGCGAGUUUAGCGGCUCCUUUGGCAAAGACGUAUCGGAUUACGUGAAGCAGCAGCGUAAAGAGCAUGCUGAGUUGACCCGCAAGGCGAAGGGUCGUAAGCAGAAGAAGCGCGAUUGA
Molecule: messenger RNA, 711 nt
Organism: Aphanomyces astaci
Lineage: Eukaryota; Oomycota; Saprolegniomycetes; Saprolegniales; Verrucalvaceae
Exons: 4
Coding region: 1-711 (236 amino acids)
Source: RefSeq, a predicted model, not a curated record